AUGGGAACCUUUUCUUUACGAAGCGUAGCCAUGCUUGCUGUAAGAUGCUGGUUCAUCUUGGGAAUGUUUAUACCUUGGGCAGAUUUAGAUGCCAGUGGUCUUGCAAGGGUCAUUUGCAUGGUUGCAACCGAGUAUGUUGACAGGUCUCAGUGGUCUCCAACUGAGUAUGUUGGCGAUUUGUAUCUAAUGUUAGCUAUCAAAAAAAGAAAGGGGGGUGAUUAUGAUGAUGACAUCGUUUCUAGUCUCUGGCAAUUUCAUCUUGCCUUUGUGGUUUCUUAUAUUAGCAGAAGCUAG
This is a messenger RNA of Ilex paraguariensis (yerba mate), 294 nucleotides long. The record is from the annotation of a GenBank genome assembly. NCBI's taxonomy places the organism in Eukaryota, Viridiplantae, Streptophyta, Magnoliopsida, Aquifoliales, Aquifoliaceae.